This is a messenger RNA of Adineta steineri, 831 nucleotides long. The record is from the annotation of a GenBank genome assembly. NCBI's taxonomy places the organism in Eukaryota, Metazoa, Rotifera, Eurotatoria, Adinetida, Adinetidae.
AUGGCUCAUGCAUUAACAUUCAACGAUCAAACUCUACGAAAUGAAGAAAUAGUUUCACUCAAUCAACAUAUCGGAUUGUUACUCGUUGACUAUCUUCAAGGUUUAGAUGUUAUUAAUUAUAUAGAGGCAGUAAAUGGUUCUGUACAAUUUCAAAACAUUGUAGUAUCGAAACACAAAUUCUAUCGAAUUUUUAUGGAAUUAGUUAAAAAAGAAAAUGUAACAGUUACUAUGCCUUAUCUUGAUUUUUACUUGGAAGAGUGUUCUUUCACCACCAUGGGAUAUUUAUAUCCCAAUCACUAUCAUCACGAACAUGCUCCUGUAAUGCGUUCAUUCAUUCAUUCUACAUUUACGGUGAAAGCUUUAGAAAAACUAUGUUGUACAUACAAACAUCCAUCAUUUCAAUGUUACAGCCGUUUGUUACAAUUUAAUUCACAGUCAUAUGCUGGUAAUUUAAUUGUUCUUGAUUAUUUUAAUUACAAAUAUUCAACUGGUCCUUCACGUGAAUUAAACGUUCAUGAACAAAGUCUUUUCAAAGGUAUGAUUUUUAAGAUUUGUCAAGCAAAGAGAAAAAAUGUUCAUAUGGUGUAGCGUACGAUAUGCCAUUGUAGAUGAUUAAUUGCCUGGUUUUAUGAAGAGUACAUAAGAGAAGGAGGAAAGAGAAGAAAAGAAAAAAAUGACUUGUAUUCGAUAAUGUUUAUAUAUGACCAAUGCAACGAGAUUAAAUGAGAAUUUUAUAUAAUACUUUUUAAUCUAGAAUGUCAAUUGUUUCGACCAUUAGCACAUAAUGUGCUAAACAAGAACUUAAUAUUUGUGGAACAUAUUUCAGAAUUU